AUGAUUCGUUUAACUGUCUGCUGGCGCGCUGGAGUGAGAGCUCCAUGCUGCAGACAGAGAUGUUUACUCCAUGGCAACCAUAAUGAAAAUGACCCCCGUAAUCCUUUCAGGGUGGAGCCUGCUGGAGCCCAGUGGUUGACACCAGGUCUGAGGAAAUAUUCCUGUCAGCUCACAAUCGACACAAACACAGUAAAUAAACAUCUCAGACUGUUUGAUGACAACAGGAGGGUGGCUCGUGUGUGGGAGGUUGAGUCCUAUCCUGAUCAUCCGGACAGGUUUGAUGUUGAUCCUCAGCUGCUGUGUAGCACUUGGCUGACUGGUCGCUAUUACUGGGAAGUCAAGUGGACAGGAGAAGUUAAUUUGUCAGUGAGUUACAAAGGAAUGAGGAGGAAAGGAAACAGUAAAGACUGUGUGUUUGGAAGGAACGAUCAGUCCUGGUGUCUGGAGUGCUCUGACGGCGGCUACUUUGUCUGGCACAAUAAUGUGAAAACAUCUAUCUUCUGCACCUCUGUCUCUAAUAGAGUAGCAGUGUAUGUGGACAGUCCUGCUGGCAUUCUGUCCUUCUACAGAAUCUCCUCUGACACUCGGAUCCACCUCCACACCUUCAACACCACACUCACUGAACCUCUUUAUCCUGGAUUUGGGUUCUGGUCUCCUGGUUCCUCAGUGUCUCUGUGCUGAGUUUGAUAAGAGUCUCUUGUCAGAGAGAUACCCACUGUUGAACAGAGCAGUCUGUCUGUGCAUAUCUGUCUCUUUCACUGAAAAACAUGUUUACAGAGUCACAGAUCAUAUUUGUUUCCUGUUGAAGCUCUUCUAAAUGAUUCCUUGUAAAUUUCUUCCUCUUCCAUGUAUUUAAAGGUUGGAGUUGAGAUUGUUUCAGGAUUCAGAUGUUAUUUUUCUGUCUAUUUCCAGUCGAAGCUUCACAAUAAAUAUUAAUAUCA
Nothobranchius furzeri (turquoise killifish) is the source of this 941-nucleotide messenger RNA. NCBI's taxonomy places the organism in Eukaryota, Metazoa, Chordata, Actinopteri, Cyprinodontiformes, Nothobranchiidae. The record is from RefSeq and is a predicted model, not a curated record.